Messenger RNA from Parnassius apollo (apollo), 753 nucleotides. The record is from the annotation of a GenBank genome assembly. Lineage: Eukaryota; Metazoa; Arthropoda; Insecta; Lepidoptera; Papilionidae.
AUGGCAGGUCGUAGUGGAUUUGACGAUGGUAAUCCCAGGGACUUCGGAGGCGGUAGAAGAACUAUUGGCGGGCGUCCUCUACCUACCGAGCCUCCCUACAAGGCGUAUGUUGGAAAUUUACCCUCUGGAAUCAUCCAGGGUGAUAUUAAUAGAAUAUUUCCUGACCUAUCUAUUAAAAAUGUGCGGUUGGUUAUGGAUAAAGAGACAGACAAAUUCAAAGGAUUUUGUUAUGUGGAAUUUGAACACUUAGAGGAUUUGAUUAAAGCAAUUGAAAUGAACAAUAUCUUAAAUGUAGAUGGUAAUUUUGUAAAAAUCGAUGUGGCUGAAGAAAAAAGAAGUGACAGAGGAGGUGGGUUCGACCGCGGUCGGCGCGACAAUCGUGAUGGCGGGCGGGACGGUGGACGCGGAGGUGGCGGUGGUUUCAGAAGGGACGGUGGUGGCGGCGGUCGCGGUACGUACGAGCACUUCGACGGACUCGAGCGCAGAGGACCCAGGCAUCAGGGUGGAGGGCUUGCUUAUGAGCGUGAGCGCGAGAGAGGGGGCUCAGGCGGCGGGGGCGGCGCGGAGCGGUGGGGCGGGGGUGGCGGCGGGGGACGCGGUGAGGAGGCGCGCGGCGAAUGGGGGGCGCAUGGGUCGCGCAGCGGCACCCCCCGCCGGCGCGCCCAAGCCGCGCCGCACCUUCGACGACAUGCCGCCUGCCAGGCCCGACACGACAGGCAGACCAAAGUUGAAACUGGAACCCCGGACCGUUAA